Molecule: messenger RNA, 449 nt
Organism: Spathaspora passalidarum NRRL Y-27907
Lineage: Eukaryota; Fungi; Ascomycota; Pichiomycetes; Serinales; Debaryomycetaceae
Exons: 1
Coding region: 63-257 (64 amino acids)
Source: RefSeq, a predicted model, not a curated record
AAUAUUCUUGUGUAGUGGUUUGCAACGGUUAGUAGCUCGUUGAGUGUUUUACCUCAUUGAAGAUGUUAUUUGAUAAGAAGCUUUGCCAUCUUCAUAAAAAUAGGUUUAGUUACAAACACGUUCACGGUUCACAAUUACACGGUUUAAACUUCACGAAAGUAUUGGCUCACAGUAAAUCCAAUCUUGAUGAUCUCGACGUAAGAGCACUUAAAUUGAUUAGUAUCAAUCGUGCAUCUAUUUUAAGUUUAGAGAAAUAAGCUUUAAGGCGGUUGUGUUUCUAUUUUUUUUGUUUCUGGAAUCAAAACAUUGCACGAGUUUGAAAUGUACACACAGAGAGUAUGGUCCAGUGACUGUUUUUUACAUUGCUUACAUUAUAGAACAUUCCGAUCUACAUUCCAGAAUAACUCAAUGAAUAUCAAUAACAUCUAAACAUUACUCUGGGAAAUUGG